CUGCGUUUUGUUUGUUGUUUUUUUUCUAAGCCUUCUUCUCUAAAAUACUUCAUACUAUCAGUUUCUCCUACUGGAUAGCACAUACAAGGCUAGAAUUGUUCAGCAAAAAUUAAGCACUAGUGAAAUAACGUUAAAGAGAAAAUAGAUUAUGUAAACCUGCAGAUAGCUCAAGGCAUCUAUGGUUCUUGUUUCAGAUUAACAGCUUUCUGAGAAGACUGUCAUGAUAAUUUGUAUCUUAAAUUCUUCUUGUCCUGUGCCUGUACAAGAUUUACCUUGCUCCCUGCGUCAGGUUCCUGCGCUCUUGCCUUAGUAAGAGAGUUGCCGGUCUCUACAGUGGCUGUGGUGCUUAUGCUCUUGUAAUGCCAAGCACAAUCCCAAAGUGGCAUCGCUGCUGCUGUAGAAAUCACAUUUCUGACAAUAAGUGAUUUUUCCUGUUGCUCAGUUACAGCUUGCAGGAGUUAUUAAAAAGUUUGUUCAACAAAGCCAGGCAGAAGAAAUGUUUAAGGGAAAAAGCUUUUUAAUCCCAAAGAGGGAGAAGAGAGUCAAAAGGCAUGGAAGUUUCGCUUGUAUAGAAAUGUGGUUCACGCUAUAGAAACAAUCACUUUCAUUUGUGGAACAGGAAUGAACUUGCAGAUUAAAUAGCUGAGCUCUGGUAUGCAUAGGUGUGUCUGUGAAAGGAGCAGGCAAGAGGCAAAGUUCCAUGGCUUUAGCAGAGCUGUAUAUUCAUUUUGUGUAUAUGUAUAUAUAUAUUUUUAUAUAUAUAUAUAAACCCUGACUGAAAGAAGCACCUGAAACAAGACUCUGGAUUUUUUGCCUACUUGUGAAAUCAGAACAGGUUUUCUCUCCUACUUUUAUGAUGUCAGUUUGGCAUGAGUCUACUUAAGAACCAAAGAAGACAUGAAGCGACAGAAAAUACCAUCUCUUCUCAUCUGUUUAUUUCACAUAGGUGCUACGCUUUGGGGUUUUACAGAACAGGAAACAGUAACAGGGCUGUUUUCCAAGGAUUGCAUCCUCCCUUGUCCUUUCCCACCUGGGGAUGAUGAAGUAAUUUACUGGAAGAAAGGGGACAAAAACGUGCACAGCUAUUACUACCAGAGGGAUCAACUGGAAAGACAAGACCCAGAUUACAGACACAGAACACACCUUUUCCAUGAGAACAUUCCUGGUGGAAACGCCUCCUUGAGACUUAGUAACUUGACCUUGACUGAUGAGGGCCCUUACAGUUGCUAUGUGGGAACACAGCAAACUAAAACAGAAGUGGAAGUCACGCUGCACAUAAGAGUUUCCUCUUACUAUGCAUUGGAAUACCGAAAGACAGAUACAGAAAGGAUGCUGAAGUGCUAUGCCUUUCUCACUUACCCAGCACCACGUAUCUCUUGGGUACGAGGCAAUACGUCCAUCCCAGAAACAGAUCGGAAGGAAGCCAGGGAUGGAGUUCUGUAUUCUCUUAGAAGUGACCAGAACAUUAUAAACACAGCUGAUCCUUACUACUGUCAUAUUCAUCUCCCUCAUGAAGAGUGGGCUGCUGAAUGGAAGAUGCUAGACCAACUGUCUAACGUGGAAGGAAGCAGCAUUGCCAUUCCCUGUGAAUACAGCAGUAACACUGCAAACAGUGAAGGUUUCAGUGUUGUCUGGACGUUAAACAGAAAUGCAGUGAUUUCAGUCUUGGCCUCCUUCAAUGGUACAUCUCACUCUUACCAGCCUCGAGUCCACAUUAACCAAAGUGACUUUUCCCUGAUGUUGCAUGAUCUUGCUCCAAAUGACAGUGGAGAAUAUCUGUGUAAUAUUUCAACACCUCACUACACAAAACUUACUGUGAGAACUUUGCAAGUUGAAAAUUCAGGUAACACCAAUGAAAUUGUGGUAGGAGUGAUGAUUGGUGCAGCGAUCCUGGUAGCAGUUGGUGUCGGUGUCGGUGUCUUGUUCAGGAAAUGCAGAAGAAAAGAGGAAAUCAUAUGAGCACCUUGACACACUGGAAGAAGAUCACUCUCUGCACACAUGGGUGCUACUGAUAUUGCUGCUGAAAAGAACAAAGAGUUCCUUCACCUUCCCUAUUGAGUUACACUAAGAGCCACACAGAAAUGUGAUUAUCUGAGCAACAGUAAAAACCAACUGAACUGAUAAAAAAAAAAAAAGUAGUAAGUCAACUGAUACUUAUAUGUGAGGACUUGGCAUGAAAAACUGGAACUUGGAUAUCCUAAAGGGACAAUGAAAAAGUUUCCACAGAAGACAAUUCAGUUUUGAAGGAUUUUUUCUUUUUCAGUAUGAGGGAAAGAGAGGUCUUACUGCUUUGCACUUCAUUUAGUAUUUCAAUUUCAAGCAUAGACAUCUUCCCUGUUUAAAAGUGGAAAAGAUCUAAGAGAACAUCCUAUUUCAGAGCCACAGGCAGUCCUGAUGGGACUUGUCCCUCCACAGCAUCUCCUAUGUCUCUUUUGCAGCUGGGGAACAAAAGUCCUUUGGCUGGUAGUAGCGGAAGCUUCUGAACUGACUAUUCAUAUGAAAAAGUUUACUUUCUGUUCUCCUACAAAACUCCUACAGACUGACUGGCAGGACAGACAGAAGCUGGGUUAUCACAGCUUUAAGGGCUGUCCCCCCGCACAGGUUUAGCCUGUGAUGCUUUAACAAUCUGCACAUGAAAUACGUGAGGCUGUGAAGCUUGACUGCAUUUGCCCUUGGUUUUGUUUUUGUCAGAGAUCUGCCAAUUAGGAUUUGUUCCAACGUAAUGAAGCGGGCUGUUGGCAAAUGUAAUCUUUUAUUGAUCCCUGGGGCCUAGCAAAAUAAAAACACAAGGAAAUGAAUGGAAUACACUA
This is a messenger RNA of Chroicocephalus ridibundus (black-headed gull), 2810 nucleotides long. It is a transcript of the gene HHLA2, whose product is annotated as HHLA2 member of B7 family. The record is from RefSeq and is a predicted model, not a curated record. Lineage: Eukaryota; Metazoa; Chordata; Aves; Charadriiformes; Laridae. The transcript has 7 exons. Gene Ontology annotation, cellular component: external side of plasma membrane. The coding region runs from base 898 to 1959 and encodes 353 amino acids. Gene Ontology annotation, biological process: cell surface receptor signaling pathway; T cell costimulation; immune response.